Molecule: messenger RNA, 768 nt
Organism: Priapulus caudatus
Lineage: Eukaryota; Metazoa; Priapulida; Priapulimorpha; Priapulimorphida; Priapulidae
Product: cytochrome P450 2B19-like
Exons: 5
Coding region: 148-768 (206 amino acids)
Biological process (GO): xenobiotic metabolic process
Cellular component (GO): intracellular membrane-bounded organelle; cytoplasm
Molecular function (GO): heme binding; oxidoreductase activity, acting on paired donors, with incorporation or reduction of molecular oxygen, reduced flavin or flavoprotein as one donor, and incorporation of one atom of oxygen; iron ion binding
Source: RefSeq, a predicted model, not a curated record
AGACGUUGCCUGUGUUCUUAUUCUGCUCUUCUCACGUGCUCUUCUUAGACGCGCGGCCGGUCGCUGUGCGUGCGCGCGAUCUCUCUCACGCGACCUUUCAGCUGAUUCGCCCUGGUGCCGCUAACGGUACGUGGUAAACCAGUGCACAUGCGCAGAUGGGUUGGUCUUAGCGUCAUCAACGUCGUCUUCAGCAUGCUGGCAGGGGUCAGCUACUCCUACGAUUCAUAUGACCUCAAUGACGUCAUUGACUGCAUACAGCAGAACCUGUGUCUGCUUGCAAAGAGCAUGGUGCUUAACAUGAUACCGAUACUGUGGUAUCUACCGAACGUGAAAAAGAGGUUUAAGUUUGACAUCAUUUUGGAGAAUGUGCGCAAGAAACGCGAGCUGUUCCGUAAGCUGGUGGAACAGCACAAGGCAACGCUGGAUCCCCUCAACCCACGUGACCUCAUCGACAAUUACCUCAUCAAAAUGACAGACGCGAAGAACAACAACGACACGUCACCGGGAUCAGAAUAUUACACUGGCGUCAUCUUUGCCGAGGGCAACCCGUGGAAGGAGAUGCGGAAGUUCACGACGCAGUCACUACACAAGAUGAUCGACAGACACAAGAUGGAGAGCAGCAUACAGGAGGAGGCUCUACGACUAGCGACCAAGAUGGGAGAAAUGAAGGUUGUCUUGUUAGGAAUCUCUUUCGACAGUUUCGACUCUCUAUAUCUCUUCUUCCUCGCGGGCUUCCUCUUGCAGCGAACACUGGUCCGCUGGGAGUGA